Messenger RNA from Magnolia sinica, 1455 nucleotides. RefSeq lists its product as uncharacterized. Lineage: Eukaryota; Viridiplantae; Streptophyta; Magnoliopsida; Magnoliales; Magnoliaceae. Gene Ontology annotation, molecular function: DNA binding; DNA polymerase processivity factor activity. Gene Ontology annotation, cellular component: PCNA complex. Bases 425 to 1162 code for a protein of 245 amino acids. The transcript has 10 exons. The record is from RefSeq and is a predicted model, not a curated record. Gene Ontology annotation, biological process: regulation of DNA replication; mismatch repair; translesion synthesis.
GAAGGCUGUCAAAACUUUUUGACUCCUUGAGGGAACAUGCUGGAGUUGUGUCAUGAGCUACGCUUACCCUUUGUUAAUUGGGUUAUAACAAACCAGGUAUAUCUCUUGAAUUUUUAUUCGAGAAACUCAAAUCUUUUGAAUUGCUGAUAUUAAUCUUGCUGGGAAGUUAUAUUUGGGAAGACAGGAAGGCAUUGCCACUUUUAACAAUGAGGCCACAUGAUGAGGAAUCUAUUAACUCAGUUACAUUCUUGACAGUGCAUCAUUGCCCUGAUCACAUAGUUCUUAUCACAAUGGGGUAUUACUCAAUGGCUAAACAGCCAUCGGACUUUGAGGUUCUCAAUCAGGGAAUUUGUAUUCUUUUUCCGAGGGAUGCUGAAACAAAUGAAAAUGCCGACUGCUGUAUUGUUGAGAAGAGAAGAAAUGGAUGGAUAAAUUGGGUCCUUUAGCAAAUUUCUUCUGUUCAUUUUGGAUUUUUUUAUUUUGUCAAGAUAAGAUUGUUGAUUUUGAGAUGAAGCUCAUGGACAUUGACCGCAAGCAUCUUGGAAUUCCAGAAGCAGAGUAUCAUGCCAUUGUAAAGAUGCCAUUAGCUGAGUUCUCAAGGAUUUGCAAGGACCUCAGCAGCAUUGGAGAUACUGUUGUAAUUUCAGUGGCAAAGGAAGGAGUGAAGUUCUCUACCAGGGGUGAUAUUGGAACUGCAAAUAUUGUUUGCCAGCAAGGGCUUCAAAAUCACCAGGCAGAGUCUGUGGAGGUCCGUUCCAAGUUGGAAAGCUGUGUCAACAAACAAGUACCCAUCUGCUGGGCAUUUCAUGUCCAAUCAGUAAAGCCUUGCGGUUGUCUUGGAGGGCUGGUCAGAUUCGCAUCAGCCUCCUCUGUUGAAACACUUGAGAUACCACAAAAGAGAAGCAUAGGUCAACUGUCAAGCAGUGCGAAAAGGCAAUGGUCAUCCAGUCCUCAAGAGAUGGAAAACAGUGUUGGAAAUUCACAUUCCCAUGAAUCACAUCAAUUGAUUGGUUCCGCUGUUGUCAAUGAAGAAACAAAGAUGAUAGAGAAAAAUGUGAACAAUUGUCCAUUUGUUAACCAAGACCUUAAUGGCGAUAACAGUGUACUUGUACUUGCAUUUGAGCUAGUUCACUUUUCAUUUUUCCAGUGGCUAUGGCCAUGACAUCAGAUGCAAGGGAAGAAGAACCAAUCUGAUGCAGAGAACCCCCGACAAGUGACAUCUGCACCCACAGGUUCCUAUGGGGAUGGAGGCCAAAGCCAUCAAAGCAGCCAAGAGGGAAGUUACAAAACAUAGGAACAUCCAUUUCCCAGUAAUUAUGGAACGUGCUAUCAUUUCUUUGAGUUCGCAAUGAUGGCCUUACAAGUGAUUGGAUUUGGUCAGUACUGUCUACCUCAAUAACUAAUUUUUUUAAUUAUAUUUCAAAAGUUUUGUUUAUUUAGUUUAGUUCCUAUCUC